AUGGACAUCAUCAGUCAAUGUCCGGAUCACUUGCUCUUGCGAAUACUGUCAUUUAUUCCGACAAAAGAUGUCAUCGUCACGAGUCUUUUGUCCAAAAGAUGGGGAUCUCUUUGGAGAUGGGUGCCAAAACUUGAAUAUGAUUUUACAAGACAAAACAUGAGAUUCGUGAAGUUUGUUUACAGGUCUUUGCUACAGAAUAACGCUCCAGUUCUCGAGAGCUUGCAUCUCAAGAAUAUUAUCCUUUAUGCUGAAUGUCGUACCGUAGAUAUUGGAGGAUGGAUUGAUAUUGCAGUUAGUCGGCGUGUGCGUGAGCUGGAAAUUUCUAUUAAUUGUUCGGAUGAAAAAUUCAGAUUGCCUAGUAGCCUAUAUACAUGUGGAACGCUUGAGAGCUUCAUACUCACCAUUAAACAUUGCCAUCUUGUGGAUGUUCCUUUAGCGGUCUGUCUCCCUUCCCUCAAAAAACUACACCUUAGGUGUAUUGGUUGGGCAUACAACGCAACUCUUCUUAGGCUUAUAUCCGGUUGCACUAAUCUUGAAGAGUUGCGUUUAGCACGACCUGAUGAUGAUGGCGACUAUAUUAUGAUACAUGAGGCAGGCAGUACUAUAGAUUAUAUGUCCAUCUUUGAAAGAAGGUAUAUGUUUGAGUUUAUGUUUGAUCAAAUGUUUGGAAAGGGUAGUAGUAAUGGGAUCAAUGCUCCUUUGAAAUACUUUUCUAUUUCUAAUAAUUAUCGUAUCCACAACUUCCGUGGGAUUGAGAAAAUGCCUGACUGGGUCGAGGCACGUAUUGCGGUUACUGGUGGAAGUCACAAGUAUCUGAAAGAGAUUACUUAUGCCAAAGGCCUUUAUGUAUGCUUAUCAGUCUCAGAGGUUAUGAAUCCUUACGACAUGAUCUUCCACAUGCUUGUUGACCUUACGAUAUGUACAUGUACUCAAGGUUGGUGGGAUCUUCUUACUCAUAUGCUCCAAGGUUCCCCCAAACUACGGUUUCUCACACUCACCAAUGACCAUUGCCGAGAACUUCCUAGUUUAGAGACCCCGGCCUGCUGGAAACGGCCGAGUUCUGUUCCCGCGUGUUUGUUGUCCAGUCUUCAAGCUUUCACGUGGAGUGGGUAUAAAGGGAGACAAGGAGAUAAAGAAGUGGUAAAAUAUGUCCUGAGGAAUGCUACUGGCUUGAAGAAAAGGAUUUUCAUUUCAAAAUCAAAUGAUUUUGGAGAGAAGUUUUGUAUGCUCCAGGAGUUAGCAUCCGUACCAACGCCUUCGCCAUCAUGUCAGCUUCUGUUCGACCGAAUAUUUUAG
This is a messenger RNA of Arabidopsis thaliana (thale cress), 1296 nucleotides long. Its product is annotated as F-box/RNI-like/FBD-like domains-containing protein. The transcript has 3 exons. Lineage: Eukaryota; Viridiplantae; Streptophyta; Magnoliopsida; Brassicales; Brassicaceae. The record is from RefSeq and is marked reviewed. The coding region runs from base 1 to 1296 and encodes 431 amino acids.